AUUUCGAGCAUUGUGAAAUAUAUAUUAAUUGAUCAGUGAUAUCAAAUGUAUCACGAAUUUCGAAUUCAUAUAAUAAAAUUUAUGCCUUUUUUGUUUCGCUUGGUUACGUUGCUUUCAACAACCUGUCGUUGUGCAGUCAUUGCAUGUUGGCCGCGCGUCGAUGUAACGAAGCUAUUUUCGUUUUAAAUUUCGAAUGACCCUGAUGUACUCUGCCAGAUAUCUUACACGUGUUCAUGUAUCGUAUUGGAAUUGGAACUUAAAAGUAACAACUUUUCGAAAAAACAUUUUAUAAAUUCAAAGAUGGGUGAAGCACCUAAAUAUUAUGGUAAAAGAAGGAGUAUCGUUCGCAGAAUUGGAUCAUUUUUACCUUUAAGGCCACCUCCAAAAAUCUAUGUAAGCGUAACACCUCUUCAUUCUAUGACAAGUUCUAUGAUUAAUGAGGAAACCAGCAAUGAUUAUGUUGAUUCGAAUGGUUAUGGGCCUGCAAGUGGUAGGUUAUUAGGUAGCAGACCGGAUUUAUUGGAACCAAUUAGUUUUGGUUCUGAAAUUCGUUUACUUGCUUUAGAACAAGAAUUACAAGAGCUCAGAGAGCAGAUAUCGGUAAUAGUUAAAAGUAGUAAACAAUCGCAGUAUGCAUCAGCUGCAUCAUUGUCCAGCGAAAAAGAUUUUAAAUCUCAGCCGCCUCCACCACCACCGCUUCCACCACCUUCAACUCCGCACAUUGCGAGGAGGGCCAGUUUACAAGAUCACAAAAUUGAAGAUCGUAAAAAAGUGCCAUUAAAUACACAGAAAUCAAUGGGUGAUAUAUUGAAAGACAUUGAUAAAGUUAAAUUGAGGCCGAUCGCAAGGUCACCUGGAGGUCGGCCAUUACAAAUGAAACGUGUAAAUAGUCCGUGCAAUGACUUACAAGAAAUUUUACGUAAACGAUAUAUUGCAAUGCAAUCACCCGAUAGCAGAAAUUCGUCUGGUAAUUUAACAUUGGAUGAUUCUUUUUCAACUUAGUUUAUGCUAAUAAUCGUAAAGCACGAUAUACAAUUCGUUGUUCUCAUACAACGAUCGUGUGCAAUCAACAUGGAUUUUAUUCAAUGCAACAAUUUAUUUUCGUGCUGUUAAAUAUUUCGAAUCUUUUAUAAUCCAAUUACUUAUCUCAUAAAAAAACAGUUCCUUUUAAUUUAAAAUGAAUUUGAACGCGUGACACAUGAAAUUUAGAUAAUUCCACGAAAUACUUUUCUUAGCGUAGAGUACAAAGCGAAUAGAACUCACUUUAAAGAGAGAGAGAGAGAGAGAGAGAGAGAGAGAGAGAGAGAGAGAGAAAGAGAAAGAGAAAGAGACAUACUUUUAUAGAUACUAAGGAUUUUCAUAAUUUGCCGAGAUAGAUUUUUUUUUCUUCUUUUUUUUUUUUCUUUUCUUUUCUUUUCUUUUUUUUCUUAGAGCAAGUAACGAUAAUACUUUGCUAACCAAAGAAUCGAAGGAUGAAGUGAAAUUCUCUCAUGGAAGUAGAUUUUAAUUUUGACAGUAAAAUCUUGACGAAAUUUUAAUUCCAAAUUGCUGCAACGAAUAUAUUAGCGCGAACGCAUUUUUAUUUCUUUUAUUUUAUAUAUAAGAAUACGACAAGAAACGAUAGAAAUUUAUAUUCCUUAAUUUUUAAAUUGACGUAUCCGACUAAUGUAUAUCAAGUAAUAUACUAAUCAUCUAUUUUAUCGUGCCAGGAUUAUAUAGAUCAUUAUUUUUGUUUCCUAAACAUGAUUAUUGUGAUAUUAUGAUUAUUAAUAGGAUUUCACUAAUUAUGAAUGAAAACAUAUGUAAUUUGUGCGAUUUCAAAAAACGAUGAAGAAGAAGAAGAAGAAGAAGAAGAAAGUGCAUUACAAAUUGUCAAUAUGAAUUUGAAAUAGACACGCGAUAAGUUUUAUGUUCUUGUACCAUGCGCUUUUAUGUUCAAUAUAUAUAUAUGUAUAUAUAUAUGUGUGUAUAUAUAUAUAUAUAUAUAUAUAUAUAUAUAUAUAUAUAUAUAUAUGUAUAUAUAUAUAUCACUUUCUGAUACGCAUAUAUGCUCGAAUAACAUAAUUCUAUAAUGAUAAAAUAAUAUAGGCCCGUUCGUAAUUGGUUUGUAGAGAGACUGAAUACGAUCUUUAAUGAUAUUACGAAUGUACAGAUGCGUUUUAUACAUAAAGCUUUUAUUAAUAAUAAAUACGAAAAAAAAAAAAAAAAAAUAAACGUUAUUGUUAAAGAAAA
Messenger RNA from Vespa crabro (European hornet), 2232 nucleotides. RefSeq names its product mitochondrial fission regulator 1-like. The transcript has 5 exons. The record is from RefSeq and is a predicted model, not a curated record. Bases 301 to 1002 code for a protein of 233 amino acids. Lineage: Eukaryota; Metazoa; Arthropoda; Insecta; Hymenoptera; Vespidae.